Messenger RNA from Chondrus crispus (carragheen), 1482 nucleotides. RefSeq lists its product as hypothetical. Gene Ontology annotation, molecular function: protein binding; tRNA binding; translation initiation factor activity. The transcript has 2 exons. Gene Ontology annotation, cellular component: cytosolic small ribosomal subunit. Gene Ontology annotation, biological process: translational initiation. NCBI's taxonomy places the organism in Eukaryota, Rhodophyta, Florideophyceae, Gigartinales, Gigartinaceae. The coding region runs from base 1 to 1086 and encodes 361 amino acids. The record is from RefSeq and is a predicted model, not a curated record.
AUGGAUAAUUUGGGCGUUGUCGAUCAGAGGGUCGACCUGCCGCAAGAGGGGCCCACAUACGACGCGGCGUGGAGUCCCACGGGAAUGGAGUUCAUCAUCAUUUACGGGUUUAUGCCGGCAAGAGCGACUAUGUUUAAUGAGAGGUGCGAACCAAUUUUUGAUUUCGGUACAGGUUCACGAAAUACGAUCUCUUUUUCACCGCAUGGGCGUUUUGUCGCCCUGGCUGGAUUUGGAAAUCUAGCCGGGGCGGUCGAGUUUUGGGAUAAGAACAAGCAGACGCUGGUUGGUCGGGCGCAGCUAUCGUGCACAACGAUGCAUGGGUGGUCACCGUGCUCGCGGUACUUCCUCGGAGCGACGACUUUUCCGCGCUUACGUGUUGACAAUUGCUUUCGUGUCGUUCGGAUUGACGGGCAGUUGAUCCAUGAACACAAGAUGGAGGACUCUUUGCUGCACCAAGUAGUCUUCAAACCGGCACUGCGGGGUGUGUUCCCAGAUCCGAAAACUGCUCUCGACGACAUGAUAGGUGGCCCAAUGCAAGCGCCGACAUCCGCAGGGUCUACUAAAUCACAGAAGAAGGAAAAGACGGGGGUGUAUCGUCCACCUGGGAGCCGUGGAAUGGCAUCAUCCGUAACUCUUCAUGACUAUGUGGAGGCUGGCAAAGUGGACAAAGCAGCCUUCUUGUCUAGCGGUAGCGGGUUGUCUGCAGCGCCUGCGAGGUCAUCGACCGGACGGAAGGUUGUGCCCGGAAUGGACCCUGCGGAUUUUCCGACUGGUCCUUCGAAGGCAGCGAUUGCCAAACAGAAAAAGAAGGAAAGGGAGCGUCAGGUCAAGGCUCAGAAGGAGGCUGCUGCUAAGGAGGCUGCCGCGCCCGUGAAAAGCACUCCUGCAGAUAUACAGACUGUUGAGGCGGGCGAAAAGCUUGCCAAGAAACUGAAGAAAAAGCUUCGUUCAGUAGACGCCCUGAAAUCAAAUCAAGCGGAAGGGAAAGAACUGAACCAAGAACAGCUUGACAAGUUGGCCUCUGGCUCAGCGCUUGAGAAGGAGCUCGCUGAAAUUGAGACACGAAUUAAGGAGCUCUCUGCAUAACGGAAUGGCAUGCACAGACCUUCGAGCUUUCUAGCUAUGCUUGUCGCGUCGGCAAGAGUGCUUGAGUAUUGAACCCGGUUGUCAUCGUCAUGCGUAUUGCAGCUCAAGUACGCAUUUCAGUGUGCGAGGAUCUAAAUUCGUUCUUGAAGACGGCUUGGAUACCUCUCUUUCCUGUCUUCCACCUCUCGCCAUGAGGUCAUGCUUGAAGUGAUAGAAUGCAACAUAUCGGGAAAUGCAGACUGAUAUACGUCUGGGAUAUCUGUGAAAGCGAAUUUAGGUGAGAGAUUUGCAGUUAAACAAGUUAAUAUGGUUGCUGCUCAAAGCAGCAGAGAGCAAUAAAAUUGGAACACAUUGAUUCUGCUAAGGGAAAUAAAAGUGCGAUGAAAUGAGGGAUGU